GGGUCAAAGUUCAAAGUUCAACAUAGCUAUCGCAUGCCCUGCGUUCGCCGACAAUGGCUAAACAUCAUCCAGAUUUGAUAUUUUGUAGAAAACAAGCCGGUGUCGCUAUUGGAAGAUUGUGCGAGAAAUGUGAUGGAAAGUGUGUGAUUUGUGAUUCGUAUGUGAGGCCGUGCACGCUGGUGCGCAUCUGUGACGAAUGCAACUACGGGUCCUACCAGGGGCGCUGUGUCAUCUGUGGAGGUCCUGGUGUGUCUGAUGCUUACUACUGCAAGGAGUGCACCAUCCAGGAGAAAGAUCGAGACGGAUGCCCCAAGAUUGUGAACCUGGGCAGCUCAAAGACUGACCUGUUUUAUGAACGGAAGAAGUAUGGGUUCAAGAAGAGGUGAAGACAGGACAGUCUAACAUGCUUUGCUUCAGGUUUUUUUUUUACUUUUCUUUUUGUAAACAUGUUUUGACAAUACAAUAAAGCCUUUUAUAUUA
This is a messenger RNA of Coregonus clupeaformis (lake whitefish), 480 nucleotides long. Its product is annotated as PHD finger-like domain-containing protein 5A. Gene Ontology annotation, biological process: mRNA splicing, via spliceosome. Gene Ontology annotation, cellular component: U12-type spliceosomal complex; U2 snRNP; precatalytic spliceosome. NCBI's taxonomy places the organism in Eukaryota, Metazoa, Chordata, Actinopteri, Salmoniformes, Salmonidae. The transcript is spliced from 4 exons. The record is from RefSeq and is a predicted model, not a curated record. The coding region runs from base 54 to 386 and encodes 110 amino acids.